CACGAAUAACUCGUGAAAAGAAGUAAAUAAGACUGGUUCUCCUUCGUACACGAUGGACACUACUCCUCUGCUAUCAGAACCAGAGGAUGGAUCCAUCCAAGAAUCCCCGUAUCACCUUCCACAGCCUCUUCGGGGUCCAUCUCUGGAUGAAUUAGCUGGAUGUGGUGUUGAUGUUAGAAGCCCCGGUGACGACACUACAACGACGGGCAUCGACUUCAGGGACUACACGUCUCUCAGCACGAAUGUCCAGAUCGACAGAUUGAAAGAACACGAAGAGGAACACGAACCAACUGUGAGAAAAGUCGUUUUUUCUCCUGAUCCGACGACUGCUGAUGCAGUUCCUUUGGACAUUCCAAGACGUAUCCCCAUUAGUUCAGCAUCAACAUACAGUAAUCAGGAUCUCAGUGACCUUGACAGCGUAUCUACUUCCGCUCGUCACGAUGGCCGCUACACCUCUGCCAGUAUGGAAGACAGGCACUCGGGGCCUGUUCCAUCUUUUGCAAAAGGCACAAGAGACGUGACAACCCAGCCUCGAUCUGAUGAGAUAAUAAAUGCGGACGAAUAUAUAUACCCACCGCAAUGUACAGGUGUUGCCCCUCCGCUAUCUGAAGGAAAGAGGUACCACGUCUUCUUCUCCUAUGAAAUCUCCGACAGAGAGUGGGUGGAGGAGGUCACCAGACGUCUGGAGUCGCCAGAGAUGGGCUUCAGAUGCAGCAUGCACGAGAGAGACUUUCACGGAGGUAAGCGUAUCAUUGAAAACAUCACCGAACACAUCCGACUGUCGGAGAAGACGGUGUUGGUGCUGUCUCCAGACUUCAUACAGAGUCACUGGUGCAUGUUUGAGAUUGAGAUGGGGAUGAUCCUGAGCAUGGAGGAGAGCCAGCUGCUGGUGGUGCCUGUGAUGGUGAAGCGAUGCUGUGUACCCGACAGUAUCAAGACCCUCACCUACAUUGACGCAACUCCUGGUAAUGACUGGUGGCAGCGGUUCAUUGGGGCCAUAGUUUGUAAAGAGGACCUACGCGGUAACCAAGCAGGAACAAAGGAUUUGAGAAUCGAACCUCGUCAUGGAAAUAUGGAUGCGUUGGUUGAGCUAUCUUCCGACUUCAAGUGUCCCUUGGGAGAACAGUUGAGGACCCCUUAUAUACCCGAGCCGUUACUGAGACCAGGUGUUCAGGUUCCACCAGAUGAGUUUCAACAGGCGAUGGACAUCAUUAGAUCUGCAAGGUGCUGCUGUGCAGUAUUCUGCGACUUCGGACCAUGUUGUGUGCCAGUCUUCACGAUCACACUUGCAGGAUACCUCGUUUCACUGUUGAUUGGGUUACUAAUCUGGCAAUUUCUUGGCGUCGCACUGUGUUUUAUACCUCCCUGUCUGUCUAUCGUUAUAUCAUUUUAUGCUCAGAGACGGAUAAGACGGUCUCGACUCGAAAAAGCAGUUGCUGAAGUCAACGCGAUAUUUCUGAAGUACAACGUCAUCGUAGGAUAUAAGAUGCAAAUGGCUGGUUGCAUUUUGACCCGGACAUACCUCCAAUUUUGGUUUUAUGAUCCAACGGAAUGCAAGAACUUUUUGGCAAAUUUUCUGGAAGGAAUUGAAGGAAGACAUCUUGAAUCUGGUUCAAAUGCAGACAAGGCAUCGCAGCUGUUUCAACACCACUGCCUUGACUACACUUCCGCUUACAAGGAAGGUCAGCUCAAGGUCAAACAUGGCCCUAGGCACGUCCGCAACGCCAUCUGCCUUUGUCAGUUUGUAGAGGACAAGUACUCAGAGGGCCAGCGUCUCCCUCUCAUGAUCGUAUGAAGUAAAUCCAUGCUUUAUGGCAUUGUGAUUUCCCAGGAUAGCAACACAAUGCUCCUUUAUGUACAAAAACACACUCUGUGUCAGGUCUUACUUUCUUAUGUACCAGUUUGAAUGUUUUCGAUUGUGAUAGUUUAGUUUAAAACAGAUUAUAAAAUUUCAGUAAUAUCACUGCCGUGAUUAGACGGUUACCUACUUUGGUAAAACCGACAUUGCUGACAAAGCAAGAACAUAGGGAGAAAGAAGCUUUGUUUCGAACCGACAAUGUCUUAAUGCCAAUCAAAGAAGUCUUAGAUGUCUGACGAACCUGUGACUCUCCCAAUGAAUUGUGACCCCAUUCUCUACUGAACUACCCGCCCUCCAUUUUAUAUAUACAUGUAGUUUUAAAGCCUUCAGUUUCCAUUGAGCGUAGUUGGUUUGUUGGUUGGUUGUUCAAUGCCGCACUCAGCAAUAGUCCAGCUAUAUGGCGGCGGUCUGUAAAUA
Molecule: messenger RNA, 2275 nt
Organism: Haliotis rubra (blacklip abalone)
Lineage: Eukaryota; Metazoa; Mollusca; Gastropoda; Lepetellida; Haliotidae
Exons: 10
Coding region: 53-1795 (580 amino acids)
Biological process (GO): inflammatory response; toll-like receptor signaling pathway; immune response
Cellular component (GO): membrane
Molecular function (GO): transmembrane signaling receptor activity
Source: RefSeq, a predicted model, not a curated record